AAUGUGCUUUUGCGCUGGUAAUUGGGCAUUCAGUUGACUUUCUGUAUGCGUAGCGCAAACAACUGCAAGAUUUGCCUGCGGAACGCAAAGCGGCGCUUUUGCAGAGUACACGCGUGCGUGGAUUGUUGUUGCAUAAACAAGAGGCAGUUUUGAAUUACACAAGCCUUGAAUAGUGUGGUGAUUUGAAAAUCUGAAGAAUUUUCGUAAAAUCUCUUUACACAUAUUUUUUGUGGAUUUUCGGUGAAAUAAAAAACAGGGAUUUUAUUAACUAAAAGUGGUGAAUUACGAAUCGUAAAACUGGCUGGCGCUGUCAAGUGCACACUAAAAUAACGCUCACAAUAAAAUGUUGCAUGAAAAUUUAUACUGAAUGCCACAAGCCAUUAACGCGUUGUAAUUUCUCAAUUAACAAAAUCAGUGUGCUUCAAAAAAAAUGUACAACACUCUCAAAAUCAGCUGACAUUCCUGACUAAUGCGCUGUGCAACCCUUCAGUCAUCAAAAAAAAUCACAUUGAUUGUUUUUGUAAUUUAAUUACCAACAUUUAGUAGCUUGCAAGUGAAUUCCAGGUAGUGAAUCACGCAACGCACACACUUAAAGGAUUUGUGUUUUUUGUUUUUACCCCCAAUGCUAACGGUAUAACCCCUCAAUUCGUAUACCACAUCAAGAGUGCGUGCAACAAACACCUCCACCCCCGAAUUCAGCUCACAUUUGCAUGUGUUUGUGCAGAAACAAAAUUGCCUCGCUCGUAAUUGUUGUUGUUGGUUCUGAGAAGGAAGCGUAUAAAUUGCAAACGGUUAUAUAAAAAUUAUUGCGCAUAAAAAUUGUGCUAAAAAGCAACGGUGCAACGGUGCAUUGCAAGGCAGUGUUGUAUGAAAUAACAUACUUGUCUGCUGAGAGUGUGCAUGUGGCAAGUAAUUGUUCGUUAGAAAUAUAAAUAAUUCAAUGCAAUCGAAAAAUUAAAUUUUCAGCUAACAAAAGUAUAGCUUUGAUACUGAUUAAGAGGUACAAAAACCAUAAGUGACUAAAGCGUGAAGUGUUGGAAAAAAGGUCUUAAGAUAAAUAGUGUAUUCAAACAAAAGUAGCUUAAAGUAAAAAAAAACAGCGAACAAAACAAAAAUAGUGUACACACACGUAAGCGGACGGCAGGAAAAUGGGCAAGAAAAACUCCAAAUUGAAGCAGGACACCAUCGAUCGUCUAACAACAGCCACAUACUUCACAGAAAAAGAAAUCAGACAAUGGCACAAAGGUUUUCUGAAAGACUGUCCGAAUGGUUUGCUGACAGAACAAGGUUUUAUUAAAAUUUACAAACAAUUCUUCCCGCAAGGAGAUCCCAGUAAAUUCGCAUCGCUGGUGUUUCGGGUCUUCGACGAGAAUGAGGAUGGUGCGAUUGAGUUUGAGGAGUUCAUACGGGCGUUAUCGAUUACAUCACGUGGCAACCUGGAUGAAAAGCUGCAAUGGGCAUUCCGACUCUACGAUGUGGACAAUGAUGGCUACAUAACGAGAGAAGAAAUGUAUAAUAUAGUGGAUGCAAUAUAUCAAAUGGUGGGUCAACAGCCGCAAACGGAGGAAGAGAACACGCCGCAGAAGCGUGUCGACAAAAUAUUCGACCAAAUGGACAAGAAUCACGACGAUCGUUUAACGCUCGACGAAUUUCGUGAGGGUAGUAAAGCUGAUCCACGUAUAGUGCAGGCGUUAAGUUUAGGUGGUGAUUAACCAAAAGAGACUUAGUUUAAUUCUGCUACAGAUUAAACGAGGAAACUAAACGGAUAUAAAAACAAAAAGAAAAAAAUAAUUAAAAGUACACUGCAGGAAAAAAUAAUAGCAAAGUAAUUUUAAUUACAAAAAAAUAAUAAAACAAACAGUAGGGAAGCAUAGGUGGUUAGAGGUUAUCAAUUUUUGCAAAAUUUUAAGAAUGCAAGCGAGUAAAGGCAAAAGGGAAGCACACUUGAUACGCACACAGGCAUACAAACAUGACUGCUUUGGUGGCUUUAGGCUACCAAAAGCGCCCAAAACACACACACACACAUGUGUAAACACUCAUAUGCAUACAUGUACAUGUACAUAUACAUGCACAUCUUUGAGUUACAUGACAGUUAGGUUAAUAAUACAAAAAAAAUAUGCGAAAGUAGAGCAAGCGGUAGAAAAGCUUCGAAUACCGAUUAUGUCAAUGGUUUGCAAAUGCAAAAACUGCAAAACUAAGAAACCAAAAACAACAAAAACAAUAAACAACAGUAAAAGUAAUGCAAUUUAUAAAGUAUACGCAUUGCAAAUGUAGGAGAAACGGGUUUAGUGUAGUUAAACAAUAUUCAAGCUGCAAUCAAUAGACAUAGGCGCACAUGCAUUAAAUAGCAUACAUAUGCAAUGUACACAGAUACACGCGCACAUGCAUACAUGCGCGCACACAUAGUUUAUAGUGAUGUCAACGAAACGGUAAUCAAAAUCUGCCCACAAAAAUGACGGCUAUGCGCGGCGUAGCCUCGCAGCAGCUCACAAAAUACAAAAUUUUUUGAAAAAAAUUUAAAAAGAAAAAUUAAUGAAAAUAAUAAACAAAAAUCAAAUUAACUUGGCAGCACACACUUGUAAAAAGUUAAGCUAAAUUUCUGUAGAAAACGAUGCGAAAUCAAAGCAAAUUAUAUAAUACAUAUAAAUUGCGAAAUUGCAUGCAGCCACACAAAAGGUCGAAUACAAAGGUGCGUUUUGAACAAAAAAAAUUUAAUGCUAAUAAACAAUAACAAAAACAAAAACAUUUGCAAAUAUUUCCAAGUAAAACGCAAUUUAUAAACAAAACAAAGCAAAUAAUUCAUAAAUAUGCUUGCGGGAGUAAAUUUAAAUAAAAAAAUAUUAAAUUCAAAUAGAAAAAUAUGCAUACAUAUUUCCAAAAAUAAAUUUCAGCUAUAAAAUACAUUAAAAAAAUUUGCUAAAAUUUUUGAAAGCAUGCAGCAAAUUAAUUACUGCGACUGCUAAUGAGAGUCAUGCUUUCCCAACGUUACCAUACUACGCGAAAUAAUCACUAAAUCGUGUACUUGUAAAUAUUAGUGAAACGAAAUUGUUAUGAACAAUGACACCAAUUUAAAAUUUAUUAUAUAAAGCUAUUAGAAUAUUCAAAAUAACAAUUGCAACUUUAAAAUUUUCCCUACUACUUUUAUUUGAAUCUCAAAACUCGUCCUUAAGACGUUAAAAAAAUUUUAAAAUAAUAUAUUACUUAUAAAAUAUUAAAAUCAAAUAAAUAUUGACAUUAAUAAAUUUGAUUAGGAAACAAUUUUCUUGCUUAAGCGUAGAAAAGAGGCAGAGAGGGAAAUUUUUAAUUGUUUUUGAAUAUUUCUCUCUACAAGCUCUUAACAAACCGCAGCUUUAUUUCUGUUUUUAGACAGCAACCUAAUAAAAAUUCAUAAAAAUAUUAAAUAUUUUCGAUCAGCGCUUAAAUAGUAACAGAUAUGGAAAAAUGAGAUAAAUAACCAAAUAAUUUUAUAAUUCUAUUGGAACUUCCACAGAGCUUUCUGAAAGCUCACAAAUAGCUUACGUCAUUCACAAAAACUCUAAAGAUAUAAAAAAAAAACAUAUAAAUAUCCUAACAAUUUUAUAAUUUUACAGAAAAUUCUGAAGAGCGUUUUGAAAAAGCUCUAAAAAAUCUCACUCUUAUCACAAAAGCUCUAAAGAUAUGGAAAAAAAUCAGAACAAUAUCCAAACAAUUUUAUAAUUCUAUUGCAACUUCUGAAGAGCUUUUUGAAAAAGCUCCCGAAAACUUUACUUUUACCACAUAGAGCUUUUGUAGAUAUGAAAAAAAUCAGAUCAUCCAAAGAAAUCCAAAUCCAAUCUUCUGAAGAGCUUUUUGAAAAAGCUCCCAAAAAUCUUACUUUUAUCACAAAAACUCUUUCAAAUCAAGCUGGAAGAAUGUGGCAUACAAAUAGUAUACCUCUAGUACCCAAUAUACUAUAUUGAGACGUCAAGUCCUUGGCCAUAAAUUUAGUUUUUUUUUCGAUUUAGUGACUAUAGAUUUUUGGAACAUAAUAAAGCUUUUGGUUAUUUCAAUAAAAUGUUAAAGUAAAUACAUAAAUAAAAUCAGAUAAAUAUUCAAACAAUUAUAUAAUCUUUUUAUAACUUCUCAAGAAAAUUUUGAAAAAGCUGCUUGAAAGCUUCUUUUAUCGCAAAAGCUUUUUUCAAAAAGUUAAAAGAAAAAUAUGUAAAAAUAACAUACAAAUAUCUCAUUUUCUACUUUAUAGUAACCAAUAUACCACAGUGAGACUUAAGGCUUUCGAGCUUGAGUUAUAGUUUUUGCAAGUUGUUAUAUAAUAGACUUUUUUGUCGUACCAUGACUGUUUUUGAACAAUAUCAAUAAAGGCUAAAAGUUGUCAUUAUUUGUUGAUAAAAUAAAAUGGUCUAAGCCUGCCGAAAGCUAAAUCGGGUAACUGUUUAUCCAUAGUGUCAAUGACAGUAGAGACAACGACAGUAAAAAACGACGCCCGAAAGCCAUAUCGGUUUCUUGGGUAAGGUAGUAACCACAGUUUCUUGGCGUUACAUUUUUGAAAUGCGUUUGUCAUAAACGAAGAGAAGCGAAGUGUCUAUUUACAACUACUAUGGAUAAGAAAUUUUGACAGUUCGUUUUUAUAUCUAGGGUUUAGUAAAUCAUUAAAUACUUAACACUUUUGAUAAUAGUAGGAAUUGAAUGCAGGUCAGUCAUAUCAAUAUUAUUUAAUUACAACAGUGGCGGCUCCACAGGGAGACUUUAGGGGAGAAUAGAAUUAAUUUAGUUGAUAGAUUGAUUCAUGGAGUUUGCUAAUUUCAUAAACUUAAUGCGCUGAAAAUAAUUUUAAUUACAAUUCAAAAAAAUUUUACGAAUUAAUACUAAAAAUUAAUUUGCAAGAAAACCACUCCAACUAAGAAAUUCUGGAUCCGUUACUGAUUAUUAUAGUAUUGGAAACUUCUGAAAGCUUUCUUCUACUUAUAGUAUUUAUAGCGUGAAGAAUAAAAAAGGUUUAAUAAAAAAAUUGUUCAAUGAAUAUUAGAUGAAUUUAUAAUUUUGUAUAUAAUUCAUAUAUAUAAAUUUAUAAUUUAAAUUUUUUUAUUUUAAUAUAAAGUAUUCGCAACAAAUUUCAAUUAUUAUUUCCAUUAAAACCGUUCAAUUAUUUGUUAGAAAUAUAAUAUUUUGCAAUUAUUCAAAAUGUAAUCCCAUUGGUAUACCUACAUUAUAUAAAAAGUGAGUACUUCGUUAAAAAGUUUUUCAAACCUUCUCCAUUUUUAUAUAAUUGUAAUAUUAUACGCAUGUUUUUUCGCUAAAUUUUCUAAAUAUUAUAUGGAUGUUAUUCAAAAUCUAAAUACUUUUUAAAAUUUUGCAUGCCAGAAAUUUUAUAUUCCUUGGACUCUUUUAUUAUUCUUACAACCUUUUUAUUUCACAAAAAAUAUACACUUUUGAAGUACACAGAAUAAAAUUUUAAAUAAAUAUUUAAAAUAAAAAUUUAUAAAUUUCAUAAAUAUGCUUAAAAUUUAUCUUUAAAAUCUCAAUACUAUUUUUUAAUAAUCAUAUUUUCUAAAAUUAUACAGCAGAGGUUUCAAUCAACAUUAUUCACCGAAUAAUUAUACGAAUUUUAGCUGAAGAUCAAGUAAAGAAAGAGUAUAGUUUAAAAUGACGUCAGAAAAGCAGAAUCGAGCAUUCGGUUUUUAUCAUAGCCUCAGAGAGCCUUAAUCACUUCUAAGCUUCUUAAAAUUUUUAAGAAUAAUAAAGAGGCAAAAUUUGAAUUGUUUUUGAAAAUUUUCUCUAUAAGCCUUUAACAAAUAGCAGCUUUAUUUCUGUUUUUAAACAGAAAUAUAAUAAGAAUUCAUAAAUAUGUUCAAUUUUGUUCGUCCAUUGAUUCAAUAGUAACAGAUAUGGAAAAAAAUCAAAUAAACAUUCAUUUAUUUUGACACUGCUGAAGAGCUUGUUGAAGAAGCUCCCAAAAGCCAUAAAUUUAUCACAAAAGCUCGAAAGAUAUAAACAAGAAUCAGAAUAAUAUCCAAAAAAUUUUAUAAUUCUAUGAACACUUCUGAAAAGUUUUUUUAAAAAGCUCCCAAAAACCUUAUAUCUAUCACAAAAGC
Messenger RNA from Bactrocera dorsalis (oriental fruit fly), 6068 nucleotides. RefSeq names its product frequenin-1. Gene Ontology annotation, molecular function: calcium ion binding; calcium sensitive guanylate cyclase activator activity. Bases 1149 to 1712 code for a protein of 187 amino acids. The transcript has 8 exons. The record is from RefSeq and is a predicted model, not a curated record. NCBI's taxonomy places the organism in Eukaryota, Metazoa, Arthropoda, Insecta, Diptera, Tephritidae.